Messenger RNA from Spea bombifrons (plains spadefoot toad), 2021 nucleotides. RefSeq names its product T-box transcription factor 15 (gene TBX15). The transcript is spliced from 8 exons. Bases 38 to 1828 code for a protein of 596 amino acids. Gene Ontology annotation, biological process: cell fate specification; regulation of transcription by RNA polymerase II; positive regulation of DNA-templated transcription. Lineage: Eukaryota; Metazoa; Chordata; Amphibia; Anura; Pelobatidae. Gene Ontology annotation, molecular function: DNA-binding transcription factor activity, RNA polymerase II-specific; RNA polymerase II cis-regulatory region sequence-specific DNA binding. The record is from RefSeq and is a predicted model, not a curated record. Gene Ontology annotation, cellular component: nucleus.
GAGAGGGGGAAGCAGGGGCAGUUGUGGGGGGCAGAUCAUGAGUGACAGGAGGAGAUCGGCAGCGACCCUCAGCUCCCGGGCUCACGCCUUCUCCGUGGAGGCUUUAAUCGGGACAAACAAGAAGAGGAAGCUGCGGGACUGGGGCAGCAAGGGGCUGGAUCUGUCCAUGGAGAGCCUGAGCCCCCCCGGGGACCUCGGGGAAGGAGAGGACCUCAACCCCGAUUCCGAGCACAGCACCGGCUCUGAUACGGAGGUCUUGGCCGAGCGGACGUCCUGCUCCUACGAGUCAUGCGCAGACCUGGCCUCUUCCCGAGUCCCAGACGCCCCGUCGCUGUCCGCGUCCUCGAUGGAGGAGAUCCAAGUGGAGCUCCAGUGCGCAGACCUAUGGAAGAGGUUCCACGACAUCGGCACGGAGAUGAUCAUCACCAAGGCAGGCAGGAGGAUGUUCCCCGCCAUGAGGGUGAAAAUCUCCGGCCUGGACCCUCACCAGCAAUAUUACAUCGCUAUGGAUAUCGUGCCCGUUGACAACAAGCGAUACAGGUACGUGUAUCACAGCUCCAAGUGGAUGGUAGCCGGGAAUGCCGACUCCCCGGUGCCCCCGCGGGCAUACAUCCACCCCGACUCUCUGGCCUCAGGUGACACGUGGAUGAGGCAGGUGGUCAGUUUCGACAAACUCAAGCUCACCAACAAUGAACUGGAUGAUCAGGGCCAUAUAAUCCUGCACUCCAUGCACAAGUACCAGCCGCGGGUCCAUGUCAUACGCAAGGAUUUCAGCAGCGACCUCUCCCCCACCAAGCCCGUCCCGGCAGGAGACGGAGUGAAAACCUUCAGCUUCCCCGAGACCGUCUUCACCACCGUGACAGCCUAUCAGAACCAGCAGAUUACGCGGCUGAAGAUUGACAGGAACCCGUUUGCCAAAGGAUUUCGGGACUCUGGAAGGAACCGGACCGGCCUGGAAGCCAUCAUGGAGACGUACGCCUUCUGGAGGCCGCCGGUCCGCACUCUCACCUUUGAAGAUUUUACGACUAUGCAGAAACAGCAAGGUGGCAGCACGGGGACAUCUCCCACCACGUCCAGCACAGGGACGCCAUCGCCCUCGGCUUCCUCUCACCUGCUGUCCCCAUCGUGCUCCCCGCCAACCUUCCACCUGACGCCCAACUCCUUCAACGUCGGCUGUCGGGAGAACCAGCUGUGCAACCUGAAUCUUUCCGAGUACCCGGCCUGUGCCAGGAGCAACAUGGCCGCCCUCCAGAGCUACCCGGGCCUGAGUGACAACGGAUAUAACCGGCUGCAGAGCGGAAACUCCUCCGGUACCCAAGCCUCCGACACCUUUAUGCCCCAGAGGACUUCAUCCUUGAUCUCCGGCAUGGCCACCCCAUCCUCGCUGCCCAGCAACAGCAAGAUGGACGCCUACGGAGGCCAACUGGGUUCAUAUCCAUCCUCUCAGUUCCAGUACGUGAUGCAGGCAGGAAACCCUUCCUCCGGCUCCUCUUCGUCACACAUGUUCGGGGCCGGCAGCCACAUGCAGCAGAGCUCGUACAACGCGUUCUCCAUCCACAACCCUUACAACCUCUACGGAUACAACUUCCCGGCCUCCCCGCGCCUGGCAGCGAGCCCCGAGAAACUGACUGCGUCCCAAGGCACUUUACUUUGCUCUUCCCCGUCCAACGUCGCUUUUGGCGAGAGGCAGUACCUCUCUACGGGCAUGGAGGCAAUGCACAUGAUUGGCAACCCCUCGGCCAAUCAACAGGCAGCAAACACCUGUGACAGCAGACAGUAUGGAUCUGUCCCCGGAUCUUCUUCACAGAUGUCGGUGCACAUGGUGUAAGCGGGAGGAGAUCCCCGCUGGAUGGACCCAACCGAGAGUGCCUUAAAAAAACGACAUUAACAGCAUGGAUACCCCUCCCCCGCCCGGGGCCGGGGGCACAGACUAGCUCUUACCUCCUUGGAUUACAAAGAGAUGAGAAUCUAGCACUCCGCGUCUGAACUCGGCUUACCGCGGUCUAUCCUCGCCUUACCGC